UUGUCUCAAUUUAUAUCAUGACCGGUUAGCUGGAGGACCACUAAGGGAAUAUUAGUAUUUGUUGUUAGAUUACACGUUUUCGAUAUUUUAAUACUUUUAGAUUUCUUGGAUAUCAUUUUCUAGUUGGCCUGUUUUUGUUCAGUAUCCCAAGCUAUAAAAACUAUAAUAGGUUGGUCGAAACGACCCAUCGCGAGCUUGUGGAAUAUCUGGCGAGUAGCUAGGUAGCUAGUCAGUCAAAUAGCUAACUACCUAACACGCAGCCUCAAUGGAAUUACGGCUCAGCUAGCAAACGCUAUGUUAAACGUUGAGUGAUGAUAGCUAAUAUGCAAACCGGAACCACAGCUAUUGUUAAGAAGGUUUCGUCAUGUGAAGUGGAAUGUUUUGGCAGAAAGCAAACGUUAGCUAUAUGACACUUGGUGGCUAGAACGCCAACAAAUAUGAACACCAUCGUAUUUAUUAGUAACCCAACUAGCUAGCUUGCUAGUUGUCUCCAUAAAAAUGACAACACGACUGACUGAACGUGCAGGCCGGAGCUAGUUUGCUCGAUAGCAAGCAGAGGUUUCUAGCAUAGUCGUGCUAUCUAACUGGCUAACGGUACGAGCGAGCAUAGGUGGAUUAAACUAUAAAUUAUAAAUAACAAGUUGGUGUAUAGAUUUUGAGGUGAAUAUGAUGGAAUCUCAGGAAUUAUCAGGCACUUAUGUGUCUCCUACCCUUCCACCACUAACGGUACCCCGUCAAGAUCGGGUUUUGCUGCACAAAAGCAAUGUCUGUUCUCGUACCUAUUUUGUGGUGGUGAUGGUCUUUUUUCACGUUUACAUAAUCAACGUCAUUGCCUUGCUUCUUUACGUGUACUAUAACAAUGGCCCUGGAGAAAUCGGUACAUCCGAUGGGAACCCCGUGAUAAACGGCGAAAGCAGCUCUCACCAACCUCCUGAGCUAUACAAGUCUCCUGAUCUUGGCUCCCCCGCAAAGAUCCACCUUCCACGCUUUGAAGGGAUUCGGGUAGGACACAUUCAGAAAAUUGCUCUGAUGCCCAACAAAGUUCACACGAUGCAGACCUUGAGCCUGAAGCCGUUACUUUUUGAGAUCCCAGACUUCCUGUCGGAGGAGGAGUGCCGUGUGGUGGUGCAGCUCGCCCAGCUGAAGGGCCUCACAGAGAGCCUGACCACAGUGCCCGAGGGCCGGGAGGAGGAGCUGGAACAGCUGGACCUCACUCCUGAGGACAUCUUCAACCUGCUGGACCUCAACCAGGAUGGACAGCUCCAGCUUCAGGAGAUUCUGACCCACUCGCACACUCAGGAUGGAAUGUGGCUCACCCCAGAGCGCCUGCAGGAGAUCUAUGCCGGGCUCAAGGCCAACCCAGACCAUAAUGGCCUGUUGAGCCUGGAGGAGUUCAGGGGUCUGAGCACCCAGGAUUUGCGGAGCUUCCCAGUGCAGCUCGGGGCGAAGAGGCCCCAGCUGGUGCAGAACAGACGGCACACGUGGCUGUACCAGGGUGAGGGCGCUCACCGCCUCCUCCAGGCUCUCAGGAACAGGGUGACGCGUCUGACCCAGCUGCCCCCCUCGCUGGUGGACUUGAGCGAGCCUCUGCAGGUGGUACGCUACAACCAAGGGGGUCACCAGCACGCCCACCACGACAGUGGGCCGGUUCAGCCCGAGACUGUCUGCUCGCACACCCGCCUGGCAGUCAACGUCUCUGCCCGCUACGAGACGCCGUGCAGGUACAUCACAGUUCUGUUCUAUCUGAACUCUGUGGAAAGCGGUGGGGAGACCACCUUCCCUGUGGCUGACAACAGGACUUAUGAGGAAAAGGCCCUGAUCCAGAAUGGUGUCAGUCUCCUCGACACACAGAAGAGCUGUGACCAGGGAAAUCUGAGAGUGAAGCCCAAGCAGGGAUCUGCCAUCUUCUGGUACAACCAUCUUUCUGAUGGCAAAGGCUGGGUGGGUGAACUGGACGAGUACUCCCUGCAUGGCGACUGCGUACUCGCCCACGGAACCAAGUGGGUCGCAAACAACUGGAUCAACAUCGACCCGGACUACCAGCGCCAGGCCCGAUACCAGGAGCUGGUGGCCCCACGGCAGGACGAUGACGGAGGCGGCACAGAGGCUAACCCUGAAGAGUACAGAGACCUCCAUCAGGACCUAUAGUCUACUGCCACCCUCAUGCACUGAUUCAUGUCCCCUACUGUAUCAAGGUAUCAAACAACAUCCUUGUUGUGCUCCUCUAGGGGAUCAGUUUAAUGAAGCCUGCACAUCACGAGAUAUUAGCAAUGUGAAUACUGUAUGUCGUAACUGAUCCAGGGACAGUCCUGGGCACAGAGCUGAGCUUCACCCACUGCCAUCCUGUGUGUGACCUGUUACACCAACCCCCACAACUAAAGCAACUAAAGGUGAAUGUACUCUCCAAGCAAAUGCCCGAUGAUGUCACCUAAGGAACGGGCCUUGUGAGGGCUGAACAUGCAUUUCAAUGGCUCCGUCCCGGGUUCAUCAUGUAGUAGCAAGUGAGUUCCACUAGAUGGCAGUUGAAAUUGGUCCUGACUUUUUCUUUUCCUUUGUCCAUAAGAAACAACAAAAGAAGUCUGUGUGACCAUGGUUAGCUAUGAGGGGGGAAAUGGGAUUAUUUACAGCUUUAUCGUUAUUUGGGGAAGUUUUACGGUACUAUUUAAUAAACAUUAUUUAUUAUUUAUUUAUUAUUCAAUGUGUCCAUGCAUGUUGCUAAUGGUGCUUCAUAACAAGGAGAAAAUUAAAAGAUCAUUUGAAAUUACGUUUUCCAAAAUUCUAUGUCUAUAUUCUAGAAUUCCAUUUCUUUUAAUUACAUCGGCAUUAGAAUGUUCAGUCAAGAACAUUCUAAUCAAAUAUUUGUAAUCUCUCACUUUAAAGGGUUAACAAUUUGGUUUCUGUAGGGGCCAAGUGUUGAAUCAAUCUCCAUACCCUUUCCCUCUAGUGGCUCAAGUUUAAUAAUCUGCGUGCUGCAGAUAAUACAUUAAUACAUAUGCAUCAGUAAGCAUUUCUGUUAAACUCCUUGAUAAUCAUUAUAGUUUUCCUUUUGGUUUAGUGUUUUUCACAUAUAUAUUUUCAAAAGGCAACUUCAAACUGGGCGGCACGGAUGGUGCAGUGGGUAGCACUGCCGCCUCACAGCAAGGAGGUCCUGGGUUCGAAUCCCCGUCGGCCGGGGCCUCUCUGCACGGAGUUUGCAUGUUCUCCCCAUGUUUCCUCCGGGUACUCCAGGUUUCCUCCCACAGUCCAAAGACAUGCAGGUUAGGUUGAUUGGAGAGUCUAAAUUGCCCGUAGGUAUGAGUGUGUGAGUGGAUGGUGUGUGCGUCCUGCAAUGGACUGGCGACCUGUCCAGGGUGUAUUCCUGCCUUUCACCCAAUGUAUGCUGGGAUAGGCUCCAACCCCCCUGUGACCCUGUUCAGGAUAAGUGGGUUAGGAUAAUGAAUGAAUGAACGAACUUCAAACUGCUUCCAUCUUGUCAUGUACACAUGUACUUUUCACUGUUCGGAGAUUAGGCUUCAGCUUUUUGUAGGGGAUAAGGAACCAAAAAGGCCAUAGGUUAGUAGGCCAAAAAUUUUAACUUAGUUUUUGUGAACAUUUCCACCAUGCUUUAAAAAUGUAACUCACUAGCUCAUUUCAAUAAACUCUUGCAUGGCUGCUUGCUGCCUGCUACAGGAAGAAGACACAUUGUCACUCAACCAGGAUCAGAAAAAGGACCACUGUUUUGGUUUAUAAACUUAAUUUGGUUGAUUUCAGUUGGCUGUUCCUUACUUAUUGCUGGUGGAAAUUAUAUGGUCAUUAAAAAUCAAGUGGAAUCAGAAUUAAUACCGUAUUCUUGGUUGCAUUCGAAUGUGGCCUCGAAACAUGACUUCUCCAUUCAACACAUUUGGCACAUUCCUCAUAUUAUUUAUUUCUUGCAACUAUCUCUAAUGUCCAUUGAGCAACUAUGUUUAUGACCUUCGGUGCAAGGUCCAUCUAUUAUGCCCUCCAAAUACAUUUUUCACACUAUUUCAUAACUAGCAUUUACUCAUUAGACUUGUAUUUUGUACGGCUAUCAGGGAAUGUAUUGUGUGUGUGGUUUUUAUUCAUUUAUUUAUUUGUUUAUUUAUUAUUUUUAGUUCCUGCUCCUUGUGUCCAUUAAUUUCAGUUUACAUCUUGUGCACUUGGUCCCUGCGCAUGCUUAGAUUACUCAGUCACCGUCAUAUGUGCGGUAUGCUUUGUGUUACCCAACACCUCUAGGUUAAUGUGUGGCUUUUUCCAUGGUCUCAGGGUCUAAUUUACAUUUACUUUUACUUGUUCAUAAAGGGUGACGUAUGGUGAUGUUUGUGGUUUAAUAUAUAAGGGGUGUUUUGAUGUUUUGUCUUUGUGUCCCUGUCCUAAUUGCUUGCUCAAGUCCAUGUUUUAGAACAGAUUGACACUCACUGUUAUGUGUAUAAUUUGUGAUGCUUGUACUGUUCAAAAAUGGCAAUAGUAAUUUAUCUCUUAAUUUAUUUGUAUGUCGUUGCUUUAAUAAGUAUUUUCGAUAAUGUAACAGAUCCAUAUGCUGGGCGCAAUCCUGUUAUAACGAAUUUGGUUGCUUUUGAAAAUGCACUGAAUCACUUUUGGCUAUUGAAGAUAUUAAAAUGUAGAUUAAAGAAAUUGCAGUGA
Molecule: messenger RNA, 4641 nt
Organism: Conger conger (European conger)
Lineage: Eukaryota; Metazoa; Chordata; Actinopteri; Anguilliformes; Congridae
Product: transmembrane prolyl 4-hydroxylase-like
Exons: 9
Coding region: 667-2148 (493 amino acids)
Biological process (GO): peptidyl-proline hydroxylation to 4-hydroxy-L-proline
Cellular component (GO): endoplasmic reticulum
Molecular function (GO): L-ascorbic acid binding; iron ion binding; procollagen-proline 4-dioxygenase activity
Source: RefSeq, a predicted model, not a curated record